This is a messenger RNA of Acipenser ruthenus (sterlet), 3677 nucleotides long. RefSeq names its product anoctamin-6-like. Bases 123 to 2732 code for a protein of 869 amino acids. The record is from RefSeq and is a predicted model, not a curated record. NCBI's taxonomy places the organism in Eukaryota, Metazoa, Chordata, Actinopteri, Acipenseriformes, Acipenseridae. The transcript is spliced from 18 exons. Gene Ontology annotation, molecular function: chloride channel activity; protein dimerization activity. Gene Ontology annotation, cellular component: plasma membrane. Gene Ontology annotation, biological process: chloride transmembrane transport; calcium activated phosphatidylserine scrambling; calcium activated phosphatidylcholine scrambling.
AUGAAGGUUAUUUCCUUUUCCAGAAGUUUCAGAUCCUGCUCUGACACUGGGUACAUUGUUCGGGUUUUACCUGUUAUUUGAAUUACCUUUAGCUUUCCAAAGCAACUCCUUGAUCCCCAGCCAUGUACAAUAUUAUGGAAGAAGAGUAUGACUGUGAAAAAGACCCUGACCCUGAAAAAAAUCUGUUUUAUGGAGUGGAGUUUAACAGUGAUCCUGGUUCCUUAUUUUUUAACGAUGGUGAACGACGGAUCGAUUUUGUUUUGGUCUAUGAAGAUGAGGACACAAAAGACUUUGAGAAAAGGCACCAGUUUCAGAGACGAAAGAGACGAAGACAAUAUUUUGAAGAAAGUUUGAUGAACAUGGGCUUAGAACUGGAAGCAACAAAAUCUGUUUUGAAUGAGAAGGUUGUGUUUGUUAAAGGCCACACUCCCUGGGAAGUCCUGUGCACAUAUGCUGAGGUGAUGCACAUCAAAAUGCCAAUACAGCUCAAUGAUUUAAAGAGCAAGACCUCAGCUUUCAAUUGCUUCACCAAGCUCUUCAGUCCCAGUGAGGAUUUAAUUCAUCCCGAAAUGGAAUACUUCACUGCUCCAUUUGAGAAGAAAAGGAUAUCACAAUUCUACAUCAAGGACCGGGAACAAUUCUUUACACCAUCUAUGCGAAGCAGAAUUGCAAGCUAUAUCCUUACUCGGGCAGAUUAUGAGAAGAGAAAGAAUGAAGGGGAAUUUGGAAUCAGCAAGCUUUUGGAUAGUGGGGUGUACAAGGCAGCAUAUCCUCUGCAUGAUUGCCGAUUCAAUGUAAAGUCAGAAGACCAAAAAUGCCCCAAUGAAAGGUACCUCCUGUACAGAGAAUGGGCUCACCCUAGGAGCUUUUAUAAGUUGCAGCCUCUGGAUCUGAUAAGAAAGUAUUAUGGAGAAAAGGUUGGUAUCUAUUUUGCAUGGCUUGCCUUCUACACAAAAAUGUUGGCAUUUGCAGCAGUGGUGGGAUUAGGCUGCUUUAUCUUUGGAUACCAAACUAAGGAAGCAAGCACAUGGAGCAAGGAGGUGUGUGAUCCCCAAAUUGGAGGCAGCAUUAUCAUGUGUCCUCAGUGUGACAGGGAAUGCACUUACUGGAGACUCAACAGUACCUGUGAGUUAUCUAAGAAACUCUGCAUAUUCGACAAUUUUGGUACAUUAGUAUUUGCAGUGUUCAUGGCAGUUUGGGUUACGUUGUUCUUGGAGUUCUGGAAACGUUAUCAGGCAGAGCUAGAAUAUGAGUGGGACACGGCUACAUUUCUAGAGCAAGAGGAACAGCCCCGCCCGGAAUAUGAAGCAAAAUGCAUUCAUAAAAGAGUGAACCCAGUCACACAGGACAUUGAACUCGUGCCUUAUUCAUAUUGUGGGAAGUGUAUGAGAGUGUCCUGUGGCAUUGGGACAGUCCUGUUCUGGGUUUUGCUGAUCAUUGCUUCAGUAGUUGGGGUUAUUGUGUAUCGUCUGGCAGUAUUCUUUGCAUUUUCUGCUCAUCUAAGUAAUCUAAAGGAACUAGAACCAUUCAGAGAGUAUGUGACACCCCAGAUGGCGACUUCAGUAACAGCUUCCAUCAUCAGCUUUGUAAUUAUAAUGAUACUAAAUACAGUAUAUGAGAAAGUGGCAAUCUGGAUCACUGAUUUUGAAUUACCCAGAACAAAGACUGAUUAUGAGAACAGCCUGACCCUGAAGAUGUUUCUUUUCCAAUUUGUCAACUACUAUUCCUCUUGCUUCUACAUUGCCUUUUUCAAAGGCAAGAUUGUGGGUUAUCCUGGGGAUCCAGUGUAUUGGCUUGGAAAAUACCGUAAUGAAGAGUGUGAUCCAGGCGGCUGCCUCAUUGAGCUAACAACUCAGCUGACAAUUAUAAUGGGUGGCAAAGCAGUCUGGAAUAACAUCCAGGAAGUACUUGUGCCGUGGAUAAAGAAUCUCAUAGGCCGCUGCACCACAAAAACCUCAGAAAAGGUUACCCCGCGAUGGGAGCAAGAUUACCAGCUACAGCCUUUGGGAAAGCUAGGAUUGUUUUAUGAAUACCUUGAAAUGGUUAUCCAGUUUGGUUUUGUUACCUUGUUUGUGGCCUCCUUUCCUCUGGCUCCUCUUUUGGCACUCGUCAACAACCUGUUUGAAAUCAGAGUAGAUGCCUGGAAAAUCACCACCCAGUUUCGGCGUGUCAUGCCAGAGAAAGCACAAGAUAUUGGGGCAUGGCAGCCAAUCCUUCAAGGGGUAGCAAUUCUUGCUGUGGUGACAAAUGCCAUGAUCAUUGCUUUCACCUCUGACAUGAUCCCACGAUUGGUCUACUAUUGGGCUUUCUCUGUGUAUCCAUAUGGGGAUUAUGGAAAUCACACUAUAGAAGGCUACAUCAACAACACACUCUCCAUUUUCAAUAUCUCUGACUUUUCCAAUGAUAGCAAGCCAUUGCGACACCCUGUGUGGUUCGACUCUGAGAGAGAUACUACCUGUAGGUAUCGGGAUUUCAGAUACCCCCCUGGACACCCCAGGCAAUAUGAGCACAGCAAUUACUACUGGCAUGUGAUUGCUGCCAAACUUGCUUUCAUUAUAGUUCUUACACAUGUUGUGUACUUGGCUAAAUCUAUCCUGUCAUACAUAAUUCCUGAUGUCCCAGCAGUUGUGAAACAGCAGAUGAAACGUGAAAACUACUUAACCCAGAAAUGGCAAUAUGAAUCUCAGCUAAAUCUGAAGAAACAUGUGGGCUGCACACCAGACCUGGAAUAAAUGUUGAGUUUAUCUAAAUAUUUCAAAUAGUAUAUUUUAUGUGAUUCUAAAUAAUUAAAUAUUUAAUAUAAUGUUGAUGUGAAUAUUUAUAUUCAAAUAUUUUGAUUUCUGUUUCAAAUAUAUUUAUAAAUGUUUUACAAUGACGUGAAACAUAACACAUUAAGUUUUAUAUGAACAUCAGUUUAGUAUCACAUUAACAUUUACACUAAACAUUAUCCAGUAUGCAGCAUGCAAUUUAUUGUUUCAAAACAUCUCUAACUUGAAUCCUAACACGAUUUAACUACAGUCAUUAAAAUGUCAUGUGCUAGGUUCAGUAUGCCUAUUGUUUUCCACUAUGUGUUUUAAAGACCCCCAAGAAUGUUUAUGUAAUUGCAUAACAAGCACGUACCCUGAGAGACACAAGGAGGUUUGAGGUAGAUUUCACUAAGGUGCCAAACUUGCUGUUUACAAUAUUUACAAGUGGCUUCGAAUUUAUCCGAGGCAUUGUCUGGCAUAAUGAAAUGCAAAGCAGCCUUAGAUCUAGGAAAUAACAUGCUGGUAAAUUAAGCAAGUACUAAGUGAAUGACUUGAGCUUCAACUGAAGACAGGUGAAGACAAUUUGAAAAUUAUGUAUACAAUUUGAAAAUUAUUUAAAAAGUUUGACCAAUAAUUUCAAAUAAUUAUUUGUUUGGAGUGUGGCAGGGCUGAAGCCCUGCAACUGUAAAUAGUGGGUGGGCGAAUGUAAGGUUGGCAGGGAUGUGGUUAAAUCUGUCCCUGCCAACAAUCACAGGUCAGUCCCCAAUUAGGUAAUUGAGUGCUAAUUGGGGAAUGGCCACCUUUAUAAAAGGGGAGAAAGACUUUGUUUGGGGAGAGGGAGUUUUGAUGUGUGUUGUGACUACCUGUAGGGAAGGGGAAGCCUACAACUGUUUAGUCUUUUUGUUUGAAUCUUUAUUUUGGCCGUCGUGC